GCCGUCGCCCUGCGUGCUGGGCAUGCCCCGCGCGGGCGGCGCCGAGCUCCCGGAAGGCCCGCGGCCCCCCGCCAUGGCGGUGGGCGAGGUCCCCGAGGACCCGAGCCCCAGGGAGCGCUCCCGGAGAGGCGCAGCCGCUGAAGGCAUCCUGAGGCUGGUCGGAGAGGGCUGACGGCCUGGCGGACGGCCUGGCGGUGCCCCUCCCCCGAGGCUGGGGGGCGCUCUGCCCCCGCUGUCGGGGGGGACCUCCUUCGGCGCGGAGUUCGCCGACGCGACUCGCUGGAAGAGCCGUCAACAGUACGUGCUCGUUCUCAUGGGCUACUGCAUCGGCGUGGGCAAUCUGUGGCGCUUCCCUUACCUGUGCGGGAAGUACGGCGGGGGGGCGUUCGUGAUCGCGUAUCUGAUCAUGCUGCUCGCGGUUGCGGGCCCGCUGUUCUUCUACGAGUCGGUGUUGGGCCAGAAGUUUCAGAGGGGCCCGGCAGAGACGUUCCGCAAGAUGGCCCCUCGGUGGGUGGGCGUCUCCUACAUCCCCGUGGUCAUGACGCUGUUCUUCCUGCCCUACUACCAGCUCAUCGUGGCCUACGCCCUGCACUACUUUCUGGCAUCCUUCCAGUCGCCGCUCCCCUGGGUGGACAAGCUCACCCCGGAGAGCAGUAUCUGGACGAUGUGGUCCUCAACCGGGUCGAGGACGUCGGGGCUCCCGGCGGCGGAGAGAUCCACGGGCCCCUGCUGUUCGAGGUCGUUGUGGUGUGGGCGGUGACGGUGCUCUGCCUGAUCAAGGGCAUCCACUCGGCCGGCAAGGCCGCCUACGUCACCGUCAUCUUGCCGGUGAUAAUGAUCGUUGUGCUCUUCUGCCGGUGCAUCUCGGGGCGGCCAGAGCCAGAAUGGUUGUGAGGGUCGCCCCCUCGGGUCAGCAUCGUCGAGGCUGUCCCCGUCCCCGCGGGGCCGUGGUGUCGAAGCCCCACCAGCCUUCCCCCACGGAUUGGGAUGGGCCCCGCGAGUCCCGUCGGGA
Messenger RNA from Prorocentrum cordatum, 1012 nucleotides. The record is from the annotation of a GenBank genome assembly. NCBI's taxonomy places the organism in Eukaryota, Dinophyceae, Prorocentrales, Prorocentraceae.